CACCACUGCCCCCAGCUGGUUUCAAAAGUUUCGUGCAUGUUUGCGUCUCUUCCUGGGGUGAAGUGAGGUAAAGACCGAGAGUCGGACUAAAAGUGGAAUAUUUAAAGAGUGGUUUGACUAAUUUAAAAACAACCAAAGCUGUCAGCGUCGAACACAAACUUCACGGAUACACACUGAAGUAGCUCCAGUGAUGGGAGACAGAGCUGGAGAUCCACCAUCACCGCCCAUGGCCCCAGAACAAGACCAGCGAGUUCCCUCCCCAUCAGGUGAUUCACUGACAGAUGAACCUCAGACCAGAGAGGACCUCUUAAAAUAUUACUGUCACCUCACCCUGGACCCAAACACUGCAUACAGAGAGCUGGUUCUGUCCAAGGACAACAGAAAGGCAGAGCUCACAACGUUUGUCCAGGACUAUCCUGAACAUCCGGACAGGUUUUCUCACCUCUUUCAGGUGCUGUGUAAAGAGGGCCUGACAGGACGCUGUUACUGGGAGGUGGAGUUUGAAGAGUCUGCUGAAAUAGCGGUGGUGUACAAAGAUCUUGGCAGAUCAGGCUAUUACGACGAGUGCGCAUUUGGCUGCAACGACAAGUCCUGGAGUUUAGACUUAAACAAAAACUAUGAAAUUUUCAGGCACAACAAUGAGGAGACUGCAGUGCCGCCGCCUCAGUCCUCCAGAGCCAGUGUGUACCUGGAUCAUAAGGCAGGUAUUCUGACCUUCUACUGCGUCUCUGACAUGAAGCUGCAGCUGAUGCACAGAGUCGAGACCACGUUCACUCAGCCGCUGUACCCCGGACUGUGGGUCGCAGACAGGGCCUGGCUGUGUGACCUGGAGUAGAGGUCCAGCAAAUGUUGGUCCACUGGUGAUAUUGUACAACAAGUGGGAAUGAUCAUUAUUGUUUUCAGCACAGAUGUGAAUACCGCAAAACAUCAAGCCACAUAACAGGCUGCAGGAAACACAAAACUUUGAUUUUUUUAAAUUGUUUUUUAAGAAUCAUAAAAACUCCAUGUUAAUGCUGAUUUGAUUUGUCAGAUUUAAACAAAUCACAAUAAUAAUACGUUUACAUUUUUAGCCAUGCUAAUGCUGUUGCUCCAAGAAUGGCAAUGUCAGUUGUUUGGUCAGUUGACCACUUUGGUUCAGACUGAAAUAUCUGAAUAACUAUUGGAUGGAUUGUUGUGAAAUUUUGAGUAUACAUAUAUGGCGCAUGUUUCCUUCAGGAGGAAUUGUAAAUCAUGCUGACCUUAGCAUUUAGCUUAAAGCACCUCACAGAGCUGCUUGUGCCUUGUUUUUAGUGUCGUUCUGUUUCAGUGUAUUCUGCUGCUUGAGAGGCCUCAGGUUGUUAUGGUAAAUGCCCACCUCUACACAACUGUAAUUAAACCUGAUUCAGAACUUAUCGGACAGUAGUCUCAACAUUAUAACAUGAAAAUGUCACUGGAUACUUUGUUGACGUGACACAUAUCAUCUCACCAGUCUUUUGUUAUAUGUUUUGAUGAAAUGAGCAGUUUUACUUACAUGAAAAUGUCUCAAAACGUUUGCAGCAACAUGUUGUAAAUAUCUGAGUAAAUCACCAUUAAAGCCAUAGGAGAGCGGCUAAGCUGCAGUGUCUUGCGGGACCAACAGAUAAAUCACACUGUAGGAUGGAAACAGAGUAACUGGGCAGUAAAAACUGUGGCAAAAAUUCACAGUAAAAUUGUUCAUUCAUGGAUAAUUGAAAAAAAUUACUCAACUAAUCCUUCAGACACUUAGUCAAACUGAAACAAAUCAUAAGUGAGUAAAUGAAAAUAGAAGUACCUGACAAUAAAGGAGAAAGUUACCGUUAUGUGCAUGUGUUAUUGACACAAUUGUGGAGACUAGGCCACAGCACAAACAUGUUAUCACUGGUGUUGGUGCACGGACAAGAAUUAAAAAUAAUUUAUAUGGCGUUUAUUACAAUACUGUGGUUUCAGAAGAAAUACAUCCCUUGAUUUAUAUCGUUUGGCACUUAUUUUUAAAAUAGCAGAAAUGAUCUUUGACUGAGAUGCCAGAAUUUUGGCCUUCGUGGCACCAAAUACAAAAUGAUGUAGAGACUUAAUAUUCCUACCCUGACUUUUGACCUCCUGGUGGAGGUGAGCUGAAGUAGAUUUCCCUUUAAAGACCACCAUGUCUUGAGUCAUGAGUCAUGUAAAUGUAAACAAGCAUUAUUGAUGGAUUGUUGUAACCGUUAUUGGUGUAACAGAUCACACAAUCAGAGUGCAGAUGAAAAUCA
Lates calcarifer (barramundi perch) is the source of this 2243-nucleotide messenger RNA. RefSeq names its product stonustoxin subunit beta. The coding region runs from base 191 to 835 and encodes 214 amino acids. The record is from RefSeq and is a predicted model, not a curated record. The transcript has 4 exons. NCBI's taxonomy places the organism in Eukaryota, Metazoa, Chordata, Actinopteri, Centropomidae. Gene Ontology annotation, molecular function: protein binding.